AUGUCGACAUUGGGGACACUGAGUUACUACACUGAUUCACACAUUCCACACGAGAAUGAUGAUCAUUUGGCACCGAGGUUCUCAUCCGUACCCACGGUCGAACAGCAGGCUCGAGAGCUGACGCUACCUGAAUAUGGCGAGCAGGAGCCGUACACUUUUCAGGCCAAAUCAUCUAUUUUUGGCGCGUCGUGGAGUCCAGUGCCUGUGCAUCCCCCAGGCAGUGCAUCUAUCGCAUACCACCCAUACAUCCAUCAUCAUCCAUGUUCAACAGGAGAACCCGAUGGAGUAUCCGUGCGUCCCUGGGCUUUGGAACCGCUAUCUGCGUCCCUGCCUUUCACGGGAUUAUCCUCAGAUAUGCACCAUGAUAUAAAACUUGAACCAUUGGUCGGGAACGGUGAGUGUACGACGCACACACUUCUAGUGCCCGAGGUUGACAACAACAACACGACCCCAGCAGAGAGGAAGGUACCGGACGAUGCGGUUUCCAGCGGGUCACAAGAUGAAAAAACCUCAGCAGAGACGAAGCUAGAUCUAGACCCAAAUAACCCUGCGUCCAACUGGCUGCAUGCGAAGUCCACUAGGAAAAAGCGCUGUCCUUACACUAAGCAUCAAACUCUCGAGCUGGAAAAAGAAUUUCUGUUUAAUAUGUACCUCUCGCGCGACCGUAGAUAUGAAGUGGCAAGACUCCUAAAUCUCACCGAAAGACAAGUCAAAAUUUGGUUCCAAAACCGUAGGAUGAAGAUGAAGAAAUGCAAUAAAGAUCGCCCAAAAGACAUUUAA
Myxocyprinus asiaticus (Chinese sucker) is the source of this 780-nucleotide messenger RNA. It is a transcript of the gene hoxa9b, whose product is annotated as homeobox A9b. Gene Ontology annotation, molecular function: RNA polymerase II cis-regulatory region sequence-specific DNA binding; DNA-binding transcription factor activity, RNA polymerase II-specific. Gene Ontology annotation, biological process: proximal/distal pattern formation; anterior/posterior pattern specification; regulation of transcription by RNA polymerase II. The coding region runs from base 1 to 780 and encodes 259 amino acids. The record is from RefSeq and is a predicted model, not a curated record. The transcript has 2 exons. Lineage: Eukaryota; Metazoa; Chordata; Actinopteri; Cypriniformes; Catostomidae. Gene Ontology annotation, cellular component: nucleus.